Messenger RNA from Ceraceosorus bombacis, 944 nucleotides. The record is from the annotation of a GenBank genome assembly. NCBI's taxonomy places the organism in Eukaryota, Fungi, Basidiomycota, Exobasidiomycetes, Ceraceosorales, Ceraceosoraceae.
AUGGGAAACGGAAAUCGAGCCCAACAGAAGCGGGAACGCAAUGCUAAAGAGGCAAAGAAGGGACCCACAUCUCAGCUCAAGGCGAAUCGUGAGUGCCGUCAAGCGUGCAAUGAGGGGCUGCCUUUGUGGUGUUUGGUUUGGACAUGCAUGCCGCUCUGCUAGGCAUUCCACGCCGUGCGAUUGUGGGUGCACAUUACUCAAAGCUAGCAUUCUCGCACUCUUCACCUGCGCUCGCACACACACACAGAGGCAUCCCUGACUGUCCAGUGCGGCAUCUGCAAACAUCCUUUCAUGAGCGUGAGUUGUGAUCAAGAGUAGUUGAAGUCCGCCGUUGUAAGAGCUGUGUUUGAGCUGCCGAACUGAUUUAGAGUGUCGUCUUCCUUUCUGCUGUCACAGACUGUCCGAGCGCCUGCUGUGAGCAUCCCUUUGAGCUGCUAGGCAAACACGGCUGGAGAGGGACAUCGUUUCGGAUGCUCAACAAGGAAGGCAUGGCGCAGGGCAUGAGCUGUCAUAUGAUGUGGCAUUUGGUCUAGCCAGCCGCCUUCAUGAGCAGUGUCUUCAGGUGGUCCCCAUGAAGCAAGGCUCGAGCCGGGCGCAACAGCGCUCUCAAAGCCUCUGUUGUCAUGAAUGACGCGGGGAUGGACAAGGGCGCCGGGCACGGGCACGGGUGGUCAUAUCACCUUUUUGCUCCUGAGAUGAGCCUUGGAACCCUCUUGCCGCGCACUUGACCCGUGCUGACCCUUCAUAUCCACGACCCAUCUCUCACCCUUUCCCAUGCCAUUUAGCUAAUGGAGCACAUCAACGGAAAGGUGAGGAGCAAAAGAGAAUCUUCGUCGCCGAACGGCCCAUCUUGGCUCGCAGCUGAACGCACAUUCCCUAUUCGACCCUCGCAGCAUCCUGGCAAGGACAUCAAGACCUGCUUCCCCACCUUCAGUGCUGCCUGA